Molecule: messenger RNA, 570 nt
Organism: Sclerotinia sclerotiorum 1980 UF-70
Lineage: Eukaryota; Fungi; Ascomycota; Leotiomycetes; Helotiales; Sclerotiniaceae
Exons: 2
Coding region: 1-570 (189 amino acids)
Source: RefSeq, a predicted model, not a curated record
AUGGCUACCCCCAAUCCCCUAGAAAAUACCCCUCCCUCCCCAUCCGUAUCCGAAAAAACCUUCCACGUCGCCGGUAUUCUCACGACCGUCUAUGGUCUCGAAGAAAUAUCCCCAUCAUGUACAUCAAUAUCAUGUCUAUGGCUCCUACAUCCCAGACUUCAAACCAAGAAGAUUAUGGAGCCAAUAGCUGCAAGAUGUAUACAAGCAUGGAAUCAACAAUCGGGUUCUAGUCGAACGGUUGGUUUAAUUGCUGUUGCUUUUGAUCAGAGAAAUCAUGGAAGUAGGGAAGUUAAUGCUUUGGCAAAUGGAUCGUGGAGGGAUGGUAAUGAAACUCAUGCCCAAGAUAUGUUCAGCAUUUUUCAUGGGACGGCAAUGGAUACAAGCCUUCUGAUAGACCAUUUGCCUUCUUAUAUCUUCAACACCAAAGACUCGCCUCUCAUUGAGCAACAUCUUGUCUUGGGUAUCUCCCUCGGCGGUCACUCAGCAUGGCAGGUACUAUUUUCUGAUCCUCGAGUUACCGCCGGUAUUGUGAUUAUUGGAUGCCCUGAUUACCUCCGUAAGUCCCCAUGA